GCUCUUCUUAGCUCCGCUCCUCCGGGUGUCCGCCAGUCGCGCUUUCCCGCUCUCGCCGCAGGCUGCCUUGUUACCGCCGCCUCCGCCGCCCAGCGCCGCUUACAACCCCGCGCCUGGCCAUGCCUAACAUCGUGCUCUUCAGCGGCAGCUCGCACCAGGACCUGUCCCAGCGCGUGGCCGACCGGCUGGGCCUGGAGCUGGGCAAGGUGGUCACCAAGAAGUUCAGCAACCAGGAGACCAGUGUCGAGAUUGGCGAAAGUGUGAGAGGGGAAGAUGUGUACAUCAUCCAGAGUGGCUGCGGAGAAAUCAACGACAACCUGAUGGAACUCCUCAUCAUGAUCAAUGCCUGCAAGAUCGCAUCGUCCUCCAGGGUGACCGCCGUGAUCCCGUGCUUCCCCUACGCCCGCCAAGACAAAAAGGACAAGAGUCGUGCUCCAAUUUCGGCGAAACUCGUGGCCAACAUGCUCUCAGUCGCUGGGGCAGAUCACAUCAUCACCAUGGACCUGCAUGCCUCUCAGAUCCAGGGGUUCUUUGAUAUCCCUGUGGAUAACUUGUAUGCAGAGCCCGCGGUCCUUCAGUGGAUUCGGGAGAAUAUUGCCGAAUGGAAAAACUGCAUCAUUGUUUCACCUGAUGCCGGAGGCGCCAAAAGGGUCACGUCAAUUGCAGACCGGUUGAAUGUGGAAUUUGCCUUGAUUCACAAGGAGAGGAAGAAGGCGAAUGAAGUGGACCGGAUGGUUCUGGUGGGCGACGUGAAGGACCGCGUGGCCAUCCUCGUGGAUGACAUGGCCGACACGUGUGGCACCAUCUGCCAUGCUGCGGACAAGCUACUCUCGGCCGGAGCCACCAAAGUUUAUGCUAUCCUUACCCAUGGGAUCUUCUCUGGGCCAGCUAUUUCCAGAAUAAAUAAUGCCUCCUUUGAGGCUGUUGUUGUGACCAACACUAUUCCCCAAGAGGACAAAAUGAAACACUGCUCCAAGAUUCAGGUGAUUGACAUUUCAAUGAUCUUGGCCGAGGCGAUUCGAAGGACCCACAACGGUGAAUCUGUGUCUUACCUGUUCAGCCACGUCCCACUGUAAAUCCAGGAUGUGAGGUGUGGAAGCAAGCCUGCUCUGGCUUCUGACUUGCGUGCAUUUGUCUGGGUUUUUAGCUUUAGGACUGAGCAGUUAGAUUAAUGCAAAAGCAUCAGAUCUUUGUAUACUCCAAGGUCCACAGUUUCCCCCACUUAAAUAUCUCGACCAUUAAUUUUCAGUUUGGUGGGGAGUGCAGUGGCUAUUUGAUCUUUAAGUGAACCAUCUUAAAUGAGAAAUGUUUUGUUAUCUUGAUUUGUUCUGAUAGGUGACCUUUUUUUCCUCUGUGAGUACUUUGAGGCCACAACUUUCAAGUUUUUAAUUCCAUUGUGGAAGUUCAUAGUUUAUGUAUUUCAACGUUAGCAAAGGUCACUUCAGAGUAAAGCCUCUGUGUAAAUAUACAAUGAUAAUGCCUAUGGACAUUAGGGUGAAACCCUGUAGAGAAUUAGCCUUUUAAUUCUGAGUGAAUCUUAGAGAAUUUAUAAUACCUUGAAUUUUGAAUAUUUGUUUUAGUAAUCAGGUUUCCAAUAAACCAUUUGGGUUAUUAUGCUUAAUUUGGACCAAAUUUUACGUAGCUGAAGGUGGCCACUGACAUGUUUAUUUCUGGUAAACAUUAGACAUAUCAGAGGCAGUGUAGUUCAGGAUUUUUUUAUUGCCACUUCUAAAAAACAUAACUGUCACUUAUCUGAAAUACCUUGUUCUUAAGUUCCAAAAUUAUGUUCAGCAAUAGAUGUGAUUGAGAAACUGUUUUGAGAUAGUCUCCAAUUUCACUGUCACAUUCAUGCUCUGUGCAUCCCAGAUGCACCAUGUCCUGCCAUCUUGUUUUUUAACAUCCUGUUUUUAGCUCUAGCUCUUACUUUGCCUUUUUUUCCCCGAGAGUUUCAUACUGUGGAUUUCCACCACACAAAGACUACUUUCCUAAGUCCCCUCACAUUUACUAGUCCAAUCGCUGUUUUGCUUUUGACGUGAUAAAAAGGUGAAUUUUU
Hippopotamus amphibius kiboko is the source of this 2053-nucleotide messenger RNA. RefSeq names its product phosphoribosyl pyrophosphate synthetase 2 (gene PRPS2). Lineage: Eukaryota; Metazoa; Chordata; Mammalia; Artiodactyla; Hippopotamidae. The transcript has 7 exons. The record is from RefSeq and is a predicted model, not a curated record. Gene Ontology annotation, molecular function: magnesium ion binding; ribose phosphate diphosphokinase activity. Gene Ontology annotation, biological process: purine nucleotide biosynthetic process; ribonucleoside monophosphate biosynthetic process; 5-phosphoribose 1-diphosphate biosynthetic process. Gene Ontology annotation, cellular component: cytoplasm; ribose phosphate diphosphokinase complex. The coding region runs from base 120 to 1076 and encodes 318 amino acids.